AUGAGCUGCUUACAAAGACAGGAGCGCCCAAAGCCCUCUCAGGGACAUCACCAUGCUGCGAGCAGGAAAGUCAUACAGAUGAAUGUGAAGCUUCUAGGUAUGGAGGGAGAUACAGACCUACAGUUCCUACUUCAGGGUGGAGACCUCCUCAAAGUUCGAUCUCAGUCUUGGAAGAAGACGCGAUACUUCAGGCUUCAGGAGGACUGUAAAACCAUGUGGCACGAGUCCAAGAAACCAUUCAGGAGCAACCCCACCUUUUCCUUGGAUGACGUCUCUGCUUUACGUUUGGGCCGCCAGUCAGAAGGGUUAAAGAAGUACACAGAAGAACAGGUGGAUGGACGCUGCUUCUCCAUCGUCUUCAAAAGUCGGCGGAAAAACCUGGACCUAAUUGCCAGUUCUGACGAGGAGGCAAAGCAGUGGGUCAAUAGCAUGGAGAAAAUUAUUGCCAAUUUAAACAACCUAAACCGCCAGGAGAAGACCGAGCAUUGGAUCAUGGCAUGCCUGAUGAAGGCAGACAAAAACAAAGAUGCCAAACUAAGUGAAUCUGAGGUCAAGGACUUCAUGCGUUUGAUCAAUGUUGACGUGGAUGACGACUACACAGACAUGCUUUUCAAGAAAUGCGACACGUCAAAAAGUGGAUAUCUUUCAGGAAAAGAGAUAAAGAACUUGUAUGACCUGUUAACCGAUCGUGAAGAAAUUGAUGUCAUUUAUGGAGAGUACGCCAAAACUACUGGCUAUAUGAACCCUAGCAAUCUGGUAGACUUUCUACUGACGGAACAGAGAGAGAAAGCUUCUUUGACAGACGCUCACCAAAUUAUUGACAAGUAUGAGCCAGAUGAAACCGUCAAAGCCAAGAAGCUGCUGUCCAAAGAUGGAUUCCUCAUGUACCUGCACUCUCCUCAGAGCCUCAUCCUGAAUGUGGAUCAUAGAGACAUUUACCAAGACAUGACUUUGCCCCUGAAUCACUACUUCAUCUCCUCCUCCCACAACACAUACCUCAUGGAGGACCAGCUCAAGGGGCCCAGCAGCACUGAGGCCUAUGUCCGGGCUUUGCUGAAGAGCUGCCGCUGUGUGGAGCUGGACUGUUGGGACGGUUCUGAUAACGAGCCGGUGAUCUACCACGGCUACACGCUCACCUCCAAAAUCCUCUUCAAAGACGUCAUCAAGGCCAUCAAAGAUUAUGCAUUUAAGGCGUCUGAUUACCCGGUGAUCCUCUCUCUGGAACACCACUGCAGUGUGGAGCAACAACAAGUCAUGGCCCACCACAUGAGCUCCAUCCUGGGCAGUGCUCUUGUGACUAAACCCCUGGGAGAGGGCAUGCCCGAAACCUUCCCAUCUCCUGAGGAACUUAGAGGAAAGUUCUUAAUCAAAGGAAAGCGGUUAAACAAACUUGAGUCUUAUUUCACUCAAGAAGCAGAUGAAGACACCGAUGUAACAGAGGAGGAAGAGUCAGACAAUGACGAAGAGGUUGAGGAGAAAGAAAAGACCCCAAAAAAGAAGUUGAAAUUGGCCAAAGAGUUGUCUGACAUGGUGAUCUAUUGCAAGAGUGUGCACUUCAAUGGUUUCGAGGAUGCAAGGAACAACUUGAGCUUCUACGAGAUGUCGUCAUUCAAGGAGGGAAAGGCAAAGAGACUAGCAUCAGAGUCUGCUAAUGCUUACGUUCGACAUAAUGUGAACAAACUGAGUCGGAUCUAUCCCGCCGGCUCAAGGACGGACUCCUCCAACUACAAUCCGGUGUCGCUGUGGAACGCAGGCUGCCAAAUCGUUGCCUUAAACUUUCAGACGACUUGUGAAGACAUGGAUGUGAACCAGGGCAGAUUUCUGGUGAAUGGAAAGACUGGGUACAUCCUGAAACCAUCCUUUUUGAGAGACCCAGCGACAGACUUUGACCCCAUCACCCUGACCAGGGGAGAAUGGCUCAAACACAAGACUUUCCAUGUCAUGAUUAUAUCAGGUCAGCAACUUCCAAAAAUAAGUAAAAAGAAAUCCUCAAUUGUGGAUGCAAUGGUCAAAGUGGAGAUCCAUGGAGUCCCAGCAGAUGUGGCAACAAAAGAGACCAACGUAGUUGAAAACAAUGGUUUUAACCCAUCUUGGAAUGAAAAUUUCCAAUUCGAUGUCUAUGUACCAGAGUUGGCAUUGGUGCGAUUUGUAGUGGAAGACCAUGACUCCACGUCUGGUAAUGAAUUUGUCGCCCAAUACACUCUUCCCUUCAAUAGUCUACAAAUGGGUUACAGACACAUUCCUCUUCUCAAUAAGACCGGAGAUGUUCUUCCAUCAGCGGGACUUUUUGUUCACGUCAUGGUUCUUGACGCUUAA
Molecule: messenger RNA, 2316 nt
Organism: Knipowitschia caucasica
Lineage: Eukaryota; Metazoa; Chordata; Actinopteri; Gobiiformes; Gobiidae
Source: the annotation of a GenBank genome assembly